AAAAAAAACUCCGAAAACUUUAAAUUCAAAAAAAAAAUUGAAAAAAUAGAGAGCUCCACAAAAACAACAAAUACAAAUCUAUUUUGACCGUAAUGGAUUGUCAACCUUUCUCGAUACUCGAUGUAUAAAUAGUGAAUAGCUUCAACACAUUGAUUAUUUAUCAUUCAAAUGACGGGGUAAUCGUUAACCUGAAAAAAAACUUGAUUUUUGUUGUUGUUGCUGUCCCAUUUAUUGUCAUCAUAUUGUUAGCUAUUGUCCUUUAAUCCCAAUCAACAAAACUAACGAAUUGUUUUUUGUUGUUGUUGUUGUUGAAUGCUCACUGUCAUCGCAAUCAUUUGGACAACAACAACAACAACAAAAAAGUUUCAUUCAUUCAUUAUGGUGAUGGGAGUUUCAUUUAUAAAAUAAAAUUUUUUAUUUUUCUAAACAAAGCAAAAAAUUCUCAAUUUAUAGAGAAUCUACUGUGACAGACGCGUUAAACGAUAAUCAAUAAUAUUUGUGAAAAUUUAAAUUCAAGAAACAACAAACGAAAAUUCAACAACCACACACACACAAAUAAUGGAUGAUUAUGAACGUGUAUUAUUAGUGAAACCGGAUGUUCAUGUUUAUAAAAUUCCACCACGUGUAUCGAAUCGUGCCUAUAGGGCAUCAGAUUGGAAUCUUGAUUCGCCUGAUUGGAAUUGUCGAUUACGGUUAAUUGCAAAAGGUGAUGAUUGUUUUAUUAAAUUGGAUGAAAAAUCUACUGGACAAUUUUUUGGCAAAUGUCCAGUGGAUAAAUAUCCAGGCAUGGCAAUAGAAUCAGUAUCGGAUUCAUCACGUUAUUUUGUAUUACGUUUGGUUAAUGAACAAACAAAUCGUACGGCAUUUGUUGGCAUCGGUUUUAUUGAUCGUAGUGAUAGUUUUGAUUUAAAUGUUGCCCUACAAGAUCAUUUCAAAAUUGUUCAUUUAGAACAUAAAAAUGAUGAAAAAGAAGAUUGUGGACCAAAAUUAGAUUUGAAAUUUAAAGAAGGUGAAACUAUCAAAGUUAAUCUGAAUAUUGGUAAUAAAAUUGGUUCGUCUAAACCUCGACCACCAAAAUCAUCCAGUAAAACGGCUAGCGGUGGUGGUAUACUGUUACCACCACCACCUGGUUCUAAAAUGAUCUCUUCCACAAAUCAAUCAUCAUCAUCAUCAACAAAAACCAUUACAACAAUUGAUCAUUUAGAAUCAUCAUCGAAAUCUAAUCUUUUGGAUGAUCUUGAUUCAUUACAUAUCACUAGUUUGGUAAAUAAUCGUGAUGGUGAUGAUGAUGAUGAUGAUGAUAAUGAUGAUAGUAGUGAUGGUUCUUGUCGUAAAAUGGUGCUCAAUAAUAAUCAAAUAAAAUCCAUCGAUGAAUCAUCAACAAUGGAUCAAAUUUUUAAAUCAUUCGUGCCUAAAGAUUCGGAUCAUGUCGAUCUUUUUGCUGAUAAUAAUAAUUCAAUUAUUGAAAAUACAACAACCACUACUGCUGCAUCAAAAUUAUCAACGAAUGAUCAGAUAUGGUCAGAUUUUACAUCGUGCAAUACUAUUGCUACUAGCCAAUUGAAACCGGAAUCGAUUGAAACAUUUAUGUCUAAUGAUGAUGAUGAUUCAACAAAAGCCAAUCAAUUUGAUGAUUGGGCUAAAUUUUGAAUUUGAAUAAUUUCUUUUUUUUUCUCCAAUUUUAAAACACUUGUAAUCUUAAUUUUCUAUAAAUGUUUUUUUUCUGGCAACAACAACAACAAAAAGAGAACAUAGAAUAGAAUCAAUCAUUUGUGCUUAAUCUGGUGGAUACAACAAGAUUAAUGAUCCGUAAAGAUCCGUAAUAUUGUGAUCAAAAGAUAAACAUUAGAUAAAAAUGAAAUGGAAUCAAUGGAAUUUGGUUGUUAUUCAAAAAUAAAAUAAACUACUCAGACCUGAUUA
This is a messenger RNA of Dermatophagoides farinae (American house dust mite), 1920 nucleotides long. RefSeq lists its product as uncharacterized. Lineage: Eukaryota; Metazoa; Arthropoda; Arachnida; Sarcoptiformes; Pyroglyphidae. The record is from RefSeq and is a predicted model, not a curated record. Gene Ontology annotation, biological process: endocytosis. Gene Ontology annotation, cellular component: membrane; clathrin vesicle coat.